Messenger RNA from Cylicostephanus goldi, 276 nucleotides. NCBI's taxonomy places the organism in Eukaryota, Metazoa, Nematoda, Chromadorea, Rhabditida, Strongylidae. The record is from the annotation of a GenBank genome assembly.
AUGUUUUGUUGGCGGGUAAGUCCAAUUUUUUCAAUUUUUGCUGAUCGCUAUUAUAUUAUUUUUAGGUUUUGUUAUAUUAUCUAUCGUCGUGGAGAAGAAAAAUCCAAAGACCUUCGAACAGACUUCGACUCUCUCAAAGAAUUCAAAUUUCCUCCUGGUGUUGAAGCUUUUCUGAGGCACAAGGGUCGUUUCAACGACAAAUCCAUGUAUGAACAAAUUCACUCAAUGACAAACUGCUCUGGGAUGGAUGCUGUUUUGGAGCAGGUAGGUAUAUAG